UGGCCAGCAGGGGGAGCAUAGCGGGGUCUGGGCUCACAUGGAUGUCUGCACUGCCCAUAGGAUGUUUGGGGCAUGUUUGCAGCACAUGUUCCUGUGACUUCCUCUCUCUGUCGUGCUGCAGCCUAUACGGGUUUCUCUGCUGUACGUGCAUCUGAUUCACUGUCACCACCAGGAAUCUCCACAGACCGCGCGUCUGGCACAUGCUGGAGAGUCGGGGAUGGCUGCAGGAUUCAAGACAGUAGAACCAUUAGAAUAUUACAGAAAAUUUCUAAAAGAGAAUUGUCGACCUGAUGGACGAGAUCUAAAUGAAUUUAGGACAACCACAAUAAAUGUUGGCUCUAUUACGACAGCAAAUGGUUCGGCUUUAGUGAAGCUUGGGAACUGCACUGUAAUCUGUGGCAUUAAAGCAGAGUUCACGACCCCUGCAAUAGAUGCUCCUAAGAAGGGAUACAUUGUUCCUAAUGUAGAGCUCACCCCAUUGUGCUCCCCCCGGUUCCGCCCCGGACCUCCUGGAGAAGAGGCUCAGGUUGCCAGCCAGUUCAUUGCAGAUGUCAUCGAAAAUUCACAGAUAAUAGAGAAAGAAGAGCUGUGCAUUGCGAACAACAAACUUGUAUGGGUUCUGUACUGUGACCUCAUAUGUCUGAACUAUGAUGGGAAUCUCCUGGAUGCCUGCACAUGUGCAUUGGUUGCUGCACUAAGGAAUGUGCAAUUGCCAUCCGUUAAAAUAAAUGAAGAGACCGGCUUGGCUCAAGUGCAAUUAACAUCAAAGAAUGCCCUGAAAAUUCACAAACAGCCGGUUUCUACAUCAUUUGCCGUAUUUGAUGACACACACAUCCUGGUGGACCCAACAGAUGAAGAAGAGAAUUUAGCCACUGGGCUACUGACCAUUGUGAUUGACGAAGAUGGAAGGUUAUGUACUGUUCGGAAACCAGGUGGGAGCGCCCUUUCAGCAGAGAAACUUCAGGACUGUAUCAGUCGAGCAGUCACCAGACACAAAGAGGUGCAGACUCUGCUGGACGAAGUUCUGCUCAGUGUUGAGACCAAAUAAAGUUUUUUUUUCUUUUUCUUUUAUGAACAUGUAAAAAGCUGUAUUUGUUAUAGUGAUGCGCACCUUUUUUUAUACUAAAUAAAACAAUCCCUUUGCUACAAGUAAAGUGUUCUCUAUACAA
Messenger RNA from Pseudophryne corroboree (corroboree frog), 1169 nucleotides. RefSeq names its product exosome component 8 (gene EXOSC8). Gene Ontology annotation, biological process: exonucleolytic trimming to generate mature 3'-end of 5.8S rRNA from tricistronic rRNA transcript (SSU-rRNA, 5.8S rRNA, LSU-rRNA); U5 snRNA 3'-end processing; U4 snRNA 3'-end processing. NCBI's taxonomy places the organism in Eukaryota, Metazoa, Chordata, Amphibia, Anura, Myobatrachidae. Gene Ontology annotation, molecular function: mRNA 3'-UTR AU-rich region binding. The record is from RefSeq and is a predicted model, not a curated record. The coding region runs from base 218 to 1048 and encodes 276 amino acids. The transcript is spliced from 11 exons. Gene Ontology annotation, cellular component: nuclear exosome (RNase complex); cytoplasmic exosome (RNase complex).